This is a messenger RNA of Pteropus alecto (black flying fox), 3027 nucleotides long. It is a transcript of the gene VPS52, whose product is annotated as VPS52, GARP complex subunit. Gene Ontology annotation, molecular function: syntaxin binding. The coding region runs from base 284 to 2437 and encodes 717 amino acids. Gene Ontology annotation, cellular component: GARP complex. Gene Ontology annotation, biological process: lysosomal transport; Golgi to vacuole transport; retrograde transport, endosome to Golgi. The record is from RefSeq and is a predicted model, not a curated record. NCBI's taxonomy places the organism in Eukaryota, Metazoa, Chordata, Mammalia, Chiroptera, Pteropodidae. The transcript has 20 exons.
ACUUCCGGUGUGGUCUCUCUUUAUAGUUCGUAAAGUUUUGGGGUAUGAGAGCAACUAAGGUUCCGGCUGCGAUCGUGUUUAAGACUUCCAAUUCCCAUUUGUACUUGGGUGAAGUUAGAGCCGAAAGGAAGGGUUAGAGUCAAACAAUUUAACGCAGAUAUCUGAGAACGACUUGGCGCUGUGCAAGACACCCUAGGACUUGUAGUUUCACUACAGAGAACAGACUCACCGCAACUGACAGCUGCCGGAAGUGAGGCUGUGCGGAACGGCCGCCGCUGCCACCAUGGCUGCAGCGGCACGGGAUCUGGUAUUGAGGUCCGGGGCCUCAGAUAUGGAGGAGGAGGAGGGCUCGCUGGGCGGUGGUCCUGGUCUUCAGGAGCCAUUGCAACUUGGAGAGUUGGACAUCACCUCUGAUGAAUUUAUCCUGGAUGAAGUGGAUGUUCACAUUCAGGCAAAUCUGGAGGAUGAGUUAGUAAAGGAAGCUCUUAAAACGGGUGUGGAUCUCCGUCACUAUUCAAAACAGGUUGAGCUGGAGCUACAGCAGAUUGAGCAGAAAUCUAUUCGGGAUUAUAUCCAAGAGAGUGAGAACAUAGCAUCUCUGCACAACCAAAUCACAGCCUGUGAUGCUGUCCUUGAGCGCAUGGAGCAGAUGUUGGGAGCUUUUCAGAGUGACCUCAGCUCCAUCAGUUCUGAGAUCCGGACACUGCAGGAACAGUCAGGAGCUAUGAACAUUCGGCUUCGAAACCGCCAGGCAGUUCGGGGGAAACUUGGGGAACUUGUUGAUGGUCUGGUAGUGCCCUCUGCUCUGGUCACGGCAAUUCUGGAGGCGCCAGUGACAGAGCCCAGGUUUUUGGAACAGCUGCAGGAACUGGAUGCCAAGGCAGCUGCAGUCCGAGAACAGGAGGCUAGAGGCACAGCAGCCUGUGCAGACGUCAGAGGUGUGCUCGACCGGCUCCGGGUCAAGGCAGUGACGAAGAUCCGAGAAUUCAUCCUUCAGAAGAUUUAUUCCUUCAGAAAACCAAUGACCAACUAUCAGAUCCCUCAGACGGCCCUGCUGAAAUACAGGUUUUUCUAUCAGUUCCUACUGGGUAAUGAAAGAGCAACAGCAAAAGAGAUCAGGGAUGAGUAUGUGGAGACGCUGAGCAAGAUCUACUUGUCUUACUACCGCUCUUACCUGGGGCGACUCAUGAAGGUGCAGUAUGAGGAAGUCGCUGAGAAGGAUGAUCUGAUGGGCAUGGAAGAUACAGCAAAGAAAGGAUUCUUUUCGAAGCCAUCCCUGCGCAGUAGAAACACCAUCUUCACCUUGGGGACCCGUGGCUCUGUCAUUUCCCCCACUGAACUGGAGGCUCCCAUCCUGGUGCCCCACACUGCCCAGCGGGGAGAACAGAGGUAUCCAUUUGAGGCACUCUUCCGCAGCCAGCACUAUGCCCUUCUAGACAAUUCCUGCCGGGAGUAUCUUUUCAUCUGUGAAUUCUUUGUCGUGUCUGGUCCUGCUGCGCAUGACCUCUUCCAUGCCGUCAUGGGCCGUACGCUCAGCAUGACCCUGAAGCACCUGGAGUCCUAUCUCACUGACUGCUAUGAUGCCAUUGCUGUUUUUCUGUGUAUUCAUAUCGUCCUUCGAUUCCGCAACAUUGCAGCAAAGAGGGAUGUUCCCGCCCUGGACAGGUACUGGGAACAGGUGCUUGCCUUGCUGUGGCCACAGUUUGAAUUGAUUCUGGAGAUGAAUGUCCAGAGUGUUCGAAGCACUGACCCUCAGCGUCUUGGGGGGCUGGAUACUCGGCCCCACUAUAUCACACGCCGGUAUGCAGAGUUCUCCUCCGCUCUUGUCAGCAUCAAUCAGACAAUUCCUAAUGAACGGACAAUGCAGCUGUUGGGGCAGCUACAGGUGGAAGUGGAGAAUUUUGUCCUCCGAGUGGCAGCUGAGUUCUCCUCAAGGAAGGAGCAGCUUGUAUUUCUGAUCAACAACUAUGACAUGAUGCUGGGUGUGCUGAUGGAGCGGGCUGCAGAUGACAGCAAAGAGGUUGAGAGUUUCCAGCAGCUGCUCAAUGCUCGGACACAGGAAUUCAUUGAAGAGUUGCUGUCUCCCCCUUUUGGGGGUCUGGUGGCAUUUGUGAAGGAGGCUGAGGCUUUGAUUGAGCGUGGACAGGCUGAGCGACUUCGAGGGGAAGAAGCCCGAGUUACUCAGCUGAUCCGUGGCUUUGGUAGUUCCUGGAAAUCAUCGGUGGAAUCUCUGAGUCAGGAUGUAAUGCGGAGUUUCACCAACUUCAGAAAUGGAACUAGUAUCAUUCAGGGAGCAUUGACCCAGCUGAUCCAGCUCUAUCAUCGCUUCCACCGGGUGCUGUCUCAGCCCCAGCUCCGAGCUCUUCCUGCCCGGGCUGAGCUCAUCAACAUUCACCACCUUAUGGUGGAGCUCAAGAAGCACAAGCCCAACUUCUGAUGUGCCAGACCCUGGGAUCCACCAGCCUUCUCCAAGGACUCUUCUACCCCAUCCCAUAGCCCUUUUUCACCUGGUGUCCCCUCUUUUCAGUUUUCCCCUUGCCUCCCAGGUCCUUGACAUGCUUCACCCUGCCUUCUUUCCCAAGAUCCCGCCUCAUCAGGGUAAGCUGGAUCCCCUUGGCUUGCUGAAUCUUCCAAUUAUCUUCAGGUUUCCCAGGACCACCUCCUCCUAGGCUUUCAAAACGAUGUUUUUCAUUUUCCCAGUUUUGUCACCCUCCCACCCCCGCCCCCCAAACAAAUAACAACAACAAAAACCAAGGCUCUUCUCUCUUCCUCCAGUAAAACCUUUACUGCCUAAUUCUCCAAUUCACUCAACUCUUGUCACCGUGUCCUGAGGUGUGAAGCCUCAGCUCUUGGAAUUGGUGGCAACGGAAAACUUUCUCCAAGUCAUUAUUUUUUUCACUCAAAAUGAUUUCUGUAGCUUUUUGACCUAAGAUCUCAGCAACUUGAACACUAACCAGUCCCCAUCCUGGCUUGAGAGAUAUUCCAAAGUCAGUCUGUAGAGAACAAUAAAUAUUUAAUAUGACAAUA